AUGCUUUUCUUCAAGCUAUACCUCGCGACCUACCUCGCCGGCGUCAUCGCUGCCCCUGUUCAGAGCGAAGAAUCCCUCGCCAAGCGCGAGUCGGACAGCCCCGAGUACAACAGUAUUUCCUAUGUUAUCAGCAAGGAGAAGCGCGAGGAAGAUGGCGCCGACGGCGCUACGUAUUACCCGCGCCUUUACUUGAUCGGCCCAGAAGGAGAAAAGCGCAAGGCCUUCCCCGAGGAGGAAAAGCCAUCGUAUGCCGAACUUGGGUAUGGGCUUAGCAAGGAAGAGGACUCGGAGUAA
Messenger RNA from Annulohypoxylon truncatum, 294 nucleotides. RefSeq lists its product as uncharacterized. The record is from RefSeq and is a predicted model, not a curated record. The transcript is spliced from 2 exons. Lineage: Eukaryota; Fungi; Ascomycota; Sordariomycetes; Xylariales; Hypoxylaceae. The coding region runs from base 1 to 294 and encodes 97 amino acids.